Molecule: messenger RNA, 3760 nt
Organism: Lethenteron reissneri (Far Eastern brook lamprey)
Lineage: Eukaryota; Metazoa; Chordata; Hyperoartia; Petromyzontiformes; Petromyzontidae
Product: glia maturation factor gamma-like
Biological process (GO): negative regulation of Arp2/3 complex-mediated actin nucleation; actin filament debranching
Cellular component (GO): cortical actin cytoskeleton
Molecular function (GO): Arp2/3 complex binding; actin binding
Source: RefSeq, a predicted model, not a curated record
GGAGCAGCUGCUGCUGACAGACGACUUAGAGCGGCAGGAGGAGGAGGGCUUCUCGUGCAGCAGCAGCAGCAGCAGCUCAACCAUCGCUCUUCUUCCAAGGGACGCGUCUUCCACGACGACAUGACGGAGUCCCUGGUGGUGUGCGAGGUUGACCAAGGCUUGAAAGACAAGUUGAAGAAAUUUCGUUUCCGCAAAGAGACCACCAAUGCGGCCAUCAUAAUGAAGAUUGACAAGGACCGCCAAGUGGUGGUGAUGGAGGAAGAGUACGAGGACAUAUCACCGGAGGACCUCAAGGAAGAGUUGCCAGAAAGGCAGCCCAGAUUCAUCCUGUACAGCUACAAAUACCACCACACGGAUGGACGGAUAUCCUACCCACUGUGUUUCAUUUUCUGCAGUCCCCUGGGCUGCAAGCCCGAGCAGCAGAUGAUGUACGCUGGCAGCAAGAACACGCUGGUGCACACAGCGGAGCUCACCAAGGUGUUUGAGAUCCGCAGUGUGGAGGAGCUCACAGAAGAGUGGCUUCAAGACAAACUCAAGUUUUUCCGCUAAAACACGGAUGAGGUACUAUGAUGAGGGUUGCCACCUGUCCUUGUUUUCCCAGGAUUUUUAACGUAGUUGUCCUGUGAAAUCUCGAAGUGUUCCUGGAACAUUAAAAGUCCCAGUUAUUAUCAAUUGAAUAAUAAUAAUACACCGCUCAAGAUAAGGCAUUGACAUCUAGUUCUCUCUUCUGGCAUAAUGAUAUAUUCUUCUUCCUCUCAUGAUAUGCCCUUGGUUUUUCAUAGCUCAGAGGUGGCGGCCAUAACUAACAACCCAUGUGGGAUCAAGAGUGGUACAAUGAGAAAUCCCUCAGUAUACCCUUCCAGUUUUGGCCUAUUAAAAAAAAGGCCCAUUGUUUUUUUUAAUAUAUAAAACCCUUUCAAUGUCUACAACACGUGCUUAUUUAUAAACAGUUUUCAAUAAGAACGUGAUUGCUUUGAUAACCACAUCCUCGGAAAGUAGGUUCCUGGUAGUGUUUUAAACAUUUUGAUUCAGGGUAAAUGGACGUGAUUGUCACCUUUUCAGAAAAUAUAGCAGUGCAAUGGAGGCUGUAUAUUAAAUGCACUUCCGACUGACAUGAUUUAAGAAAUGCCUGUUUACUUCAUGGUAUGUACACAGAUACAUUUUUACAAAAUUUCGUGAUAAAUGGAGAUACUUAGACGUUUGUUUUACAGUUAAUGAAAGGUGACAUCAGGAAACACCAUGGGAGCUAACAUAGCCUAUAGCCAUACACGUUAACGGUAGCAUAAGCGGUAUUUUAUGCAAACAUGACAGUCGUAUGCCAAUGUAGUACACGUUUUAUCGCUAUGCAUGAGUAAACCUUUUAAAGUGCAGUUGUGAAUGUUUGGUAAAUGCAAUACAGCAUGGUAUUUUUUUUUACCAACAUGUUUUCUACCUCAAAUGAUAAGCCAACAUUCUCAAAUUCAGCCUUACUUGACACACUCGUCUCGUACCAAUGGCUUUCAGAAGCAAGUCCUCCAGUCGACCAGCAUUGUAAUGAAAACAUUGCAAUGAGAGAUCAAUGUGAGAGCUUUUGAUAGAUUUUUCGAAAUGUACGAAAUGAGGAAGAGAUUUGGAAGUAUUUUUAAGUGAUACUUUUACUGAGCAGUAUCCCUGCCGGUUAUACAAGAGCGUUUGUUUUCCUUACAUGACAGGGAAAAUGUCUGCCAUAUAUUAAAUACAAUAUUGUCAAAGAUUUUUUUUUUAAGUUGAAAAGCUAUAAUAAUGCUUUAUAUUCUCUCUUGUAACACUCUUGGGAAAUAGGGUUUAAAGUUUUGUUCUGUAUUACAAUACAAAGCACUGUUUUACUGCUUUGUAUUGUAUUUCUGAAAAUGAUAUUGUUAGUUUAUUAUUUAUUUUUUGAUGCUGUGCUUUGGUAUGUUUCGAAAGGACUUUUACAUUUUUUGACAUCAAUUGUGUUUUUAAAAUAGAUCUAAAGUGUUGUUCUGUAUUACUGUUAUGCAAUACAGUACAACAUUACAUUACUUUCAUAAUUUGUUUACGGUACUUACCAUUCAAAGGUGUCUAAACAUUUCCCCACAAUAUAUGUCAUGCACUGUUACAAUGCUGUGUCUGCGAGCUUCAUGUAAUAAGUGUAAUUUCUGCACAAUUUUCGGAUUUAAAAAAUUAUAUUGUAUAGCAUGCCAAAAUUUGGCGAACUUAAAUGAAUAAUUUCUAAGACUUGCAUUGUAAAAAGCAGCUAGGCAGUGUGUGGUGUCAACUUUUACAUAAACCACUGCCCAGCAGCAGAAAAUAAAGUAAUUUUACUUAUCAGGGACACCAUUCCUUUGUGACAAUUUACCCACCGAUUUGUGAUCAGUCCUCAUGUCUUCUAAAUGGUUAUUUUGCCAGGAGUGUCAUGACUGCAUGUGUGAAAGACCUUUGCCCAUGCUAAAAUGCUAUUUUGUACACCCAUUGGAAGGAUUCUGGCCUUAAGGUUGAGCUCAAUAAUGGGUUUGUGAAACCUAUAAAAAAUAAUACAUUGGAAUAGGAUGGUGACUACCAUUGAUAAUAUCAGCUGUGGCCAUGCACAUAUCGCAUAGCAUAAUGGUGAUGCCACCUCCAGGCCAUUGCACUUUUAAUUUUGAAAUGCAGUUGUCAAAGAAGGGUAUAGCGAUAUACGAGAUGAAUGUUAUUGAUGUGUACAGUGUUGCUGUUAAUUAUCACUUGCCAUUGUUAAACUUACUGGGAAAUGUUUCGAUAUGACAAGUUUGGUCAGGUCGUUAAAUUAAUACUGCAGGGAACAAGUCCGUGGUUGCUAAAUGUAAAGUGUUUUAUAGGCGAAGUGGAGGGUAUUAACUCAAUGUGUGUAUGACCCUUUUUUCUGCUGUUGCUGCUGUUGAAAAUACAUUUUUUUGUACUUAUGCUUAAAACCUGAUUAAUUUUUAACAAGGCCCCUAGCAAAAUUAUUUACUGCAUUAAGCAGUUAAUCAUACUUUUGACGUUUUGUUUAGUUUACACAUGCAUAUGUCCUUAAAGUUUAAUUGAAUUCUCAUCUCAUUUGUUUUCAUCUUAUACAAUUACUUGUAAGGGUCAUGAUCCUGAAAUAUUUCCUUAUUUUUUAAAGAACGUUUUAAAAUAAUUGUUUUUUUUUAAAGGGCAUAGCUUACAUAAAAAUGUACAAUAUAUAAUAAUUAAGUGGUUACCGUUUUAGUGUGCUUUUACAAAAAAUGUCUAAAGCAUGAUUACACAAAUACAUUGCUUAAAGGGUGAUAUCGUGUUUGUGCUUUAUUGCGCUGAUGGAUGAGAAGGCACUGUUUCCCAUGUUUAUAGUGGGUGUGCAGUCGAUGCUUUUCUCAGCCAGGUGUGGUUAAUCGGGUUAAACUAAAUUCAAGCGCGCGCAACAUUCUCGUUAUUAGCAGGAUCAGUCAUUCAUUAUAAGAAAACAAGAAAACACGUAGCAGACUGUGCUCAAUGAAGGACAUAAGUAGGACUAGAUUCCCAAGACUCCAGUGCCCUCGUGUGAAGAGCUGAUAUAUACUCAAUGCUGGGGUUGACUAUCAAAUGUGACAUUUAUUUACAAGUUGUUUACUUUGCCUUGGAGGUAAGCACUGUUUUACUGCUUUGUAUUGUAUUUCUGAUCAUUAUAUUAUUAUUGGUUAUUUUUUGAAUUGUGUGGUAUGUUUUAAAAAGACAUGUUAAAAUUUUUACAUCAUAUUCCUCCACAUUGUGUGAUAAAAACCUGUCAAAAUUACGAGCAAUAAAACAGUUUUGUCUUUCGAGA